Cryptomeria japonica (Japanese cedar) is the source of this 540-nucleotide messenger RNA. RefSeq lists its product as uncharacterized. NCBI's taxonomy places the organism in Eukaryota, Viridiplantae, Streptophyta, Pinopsida, Cupressales, Cupressaceae. The transcript has a single exon. The record is from RefSeq and is a predicted model, not a curated record. Bases 1 to 540 code for a protein of 179 amino acids.
AUGGUGGAGAAACUAGGAUUGAAAAAGGUAAUGCAUCUUACUCCCUAUAAAGUAUCAUGGUUGCAAAAAGGGCAUCAACUUUUGGUUAAGGAACAAUGCAAGGUGGAUUUCCAAAUAGGAACUUAUAAAGAUAAAAUAGUGUGCGAUGUUAUGCCUAUGAAUAUUUGCCACAUUCUACUUGGAAGACCCUGGCAAUAUGACAGAAAAGCUAUCCAUGAUGGGAGGCACAACACUUACACUUUUGUGAAGGAUGGAAAGAAGCACAUUCUUACACCUCUAAAGGAAGAACAAUAUGUUGUUGAACCAAGCUCUAGAGUGAUUCUGAUGGGAGGUAAGGAAUUUUUACAUCAAAUGAAGACAAAAGAGGUAAACUUUGCUUUGGUAGGAAAGCUCAAAGGUGUGGUCACUAGUACAAAAUUGCUUGAUUUGCCUGAAGAAAUUCAAGACAUGUUGAAAGAGAAUAUAGACAUAGUAGUGGAUGAUCUUCCUGAUGCUUUACCUCCAUUGAGUGUUAUUUUUAGGGUCAUAUUGUAUAUAUAG